AUGCCAGAAGGCGUGACGCCCAACAUGUAUUCGUCGCGCUUCCAGCACCUCUUUGCGAAUGGCGUGCCGCCGCCCAGCGAUGGGUCGUCGCUCACGCGCAGCAGCUCUAAUGAGGACGAGAUGUUUGGCCAGCAGCCUAUCGACGGCGGCUUUGAACUGCCCGGCGCUGCGCCAGGUGCGCCGGCGAGCAUUGCGACGCCCGCGAUAUCGUUUGGCGGCGACCGCAAUAUGCCCGCAGGUGGCUCCGCUGCGAUGCAGCCGCCGCUCCAGCUCGGCGCGGGCCCGAUCCGCUUUGGUGGCCAGCUGCCCACCGCGCCGGCGAGCAGCGAUACGGACAUCAUCCCCACUGCGAUUGUCAUCAAAAAUAUUCCGUUUAACAUUAAGCGCGAGCAGCUUUUGCAUGUUAUUCGCGACCUGGGGAUUCCCGUGCCUUAUGCCUUUAAUUACCACUUUGACCAGGGCAUUUUCCGUGGGCUCGCCUUUGCCAACUUCCACUCGCCCGCCGAGGCAAACGAGGUGGUGGCGGCGCUGAACGGCCUCGACGUGAGCGGCCGUAAACUGCGCGUGGAAUACAAAAAGGUGCUGCAAGCCGGUGAAAAGGAGCGUAUCGAAAAAGAAAAGGCCAUCAAGCGGAUGCAGAUGCCGCACUCGGGGGACAAGGAGCGCCGGAAGGACAAGUCGCUUACGCCCGAGUUUGCGGGCCUGCCGCCCCUCGGUGGCCUUUCGCCGAGCCCUGCGCGUGUCGCGUCGCCCGGUGCCGCGCUGCUCAACGGCUUCUCGCCGCCGUCGGCCGCGUCUGCGCUGCCGUCGAUGGCGCACAAGGACGGUAAAUCGGUGCACGACCCGUCGCCGUUUGUGCGCCCGACCGACGCGCAGCACGACACACCGCUCGACCUUAACGAUGCCGGCACACUGGAGAUCUACUCGCGUGUGCUCCUGUUCAAAGACGACCGCAUGCGCGACGAACUCGCGUUUAGCCGGUGUCUUACUCCCGCCGAGCGCCGUACGGUGCACCUGGUGGCCCAAAAGCUGGGAUUGUAUCACUACACCGUCGGCACGGCCGACGACUGCCACGUCUUGGUGACCAAGUUUGAACGCCCCCAGCACGCCUCGCCCAAGGCCGAGCACGACGCGCCGUUUGGCGAGCGUCCUCAGCGCCUUGACCUGCGGGGCAAAAAGUCGGUUCCCGACAUGAAGCGCGCGAUGCAGUCGGAGCGCGACGUGCUGCACGAGCUGGAGCGCGCCGCGAGUCCCGCGAAGCGCAACCUCCUUGCCCCGACCGCCGCGAUUGGCGCGCACAAGUCCAACACGAAUUUGCGCGAGAGCUUUGGCUAUACACAGGACCGGCGCUUUGACGCAUUUAACAACUUUGGUGCGAACAGCGCCGCGCCCAACAUCUUUGCCUCGCCUUUCGACAUCCCUGUUGUGCCGCACGUCGCGCGGCCGAACAGUGUGGAUAUUGAGCGCCUGGAACAGUACCAUAAGCAUGCCCACCCGGCCUCUUUCCGCUCGCGCUCGCCGCUGGCACACUCGGGCCUCCCGCCGAGCGCCUCGUCGCCUGUGCCCCCGAUGGCGCAUAGCACCGGCGCGCUGGAGGCCCCGGUGCCCGGCCUGCCCCACCGCCCGCAUCCCACCCGCAACAUGCCGGUUGACUUGAUGCUCGACGGGCACGCGGCCAAAUCGCGCAGCCGCAUGGCACCCCCUUCGCACGCAUCCGCCCCGGAGAAAGGGCGCAGCAAGCACGAGGGCGUGGUGUACGGUGCAAGUGCGCAGCGUGCGGCGGCGCAUGCAGGAUUAAGCGAGGCCGACGUAGCGCAGGCCAUCGAGCAACUACACGUUCACGCACAGCCGUGCGCGAAGCGCUCGCCGCGGCGCCCGCCGCCGAGCGUCGCGGGCAUCCUCUGGCAGCGCCCCCCGCUGCUGAUCCCCACGCAAUCCAAAGUGACGCCGGUUACGCUGAGCCGCCUCGCGUUUGAGGAGGCGAAGCGCGCGGGCCUUGCGGUGCACGGCGCUCCGAGCGUGUUCAAGCAUACAUCGGCGGCCAAGGAAGCGGGCAUGAGCAGCUCUGCGCCGGUCUCGCCGUGGGGGCGCCCGCGGGCGUGGGCGAGCAACGCGUCGCCCGCACAGGGGCGCAGCGCGCUCGUGCAACACAGCCCUGCGAUCUCGAUCCAGAUGCACGCGUCGCCCCCGACGUCGGUCGAAGCGAGCCCGACGCGGGCGCCGCGACAGGCCAAGACCUGGGCGAAGCCCAAGUCCAAGGCGCAGAGCAUGGAGCAGCUCUAUGCGCGUGCGCAUGAGCGCUUUGAUGCGCCACUCACCGUGCCGGUCGGCCUGAUUAACCAAGGCAAUUCGUGCUUUGCGAGUGUCAUCCUCCAAAUGCUCGUGUACUGCCGUCCGCUGUACAACUUUCUUACAGAGCUCCACGCGAUCGUGCCGCAAGACCUGUCGAACUCGACGCCGCUGCUCGAGGCUGUAUUCCGCUUCUACACAGAGAUUCCGCUGGCAGACGACCGCGUGCUCGAGACGGACGUCGACCCUAUCCUCCCCGACUAUGUCUACGACGCAAUGCGGCUGCACAAGCGCUUUGACCUCUUCCAGCUGGGCCACCAGGAGGACGCGGAAGAGUUCUUUAGCCUCGUCCUGAGCACGCUCCACGACGAGGUCCUCCUCGUGGAGCAGCGCGCUGAGGCGCGCCGCAGCGCAGACCGCAGUGCGCACCGCCGCAUGGCCAGCAUGCCGCAGCUCGAUACGCACACCGAUGACCACGUCGAGCAGCGCGAAAUUACGCGCCCCGAAAGCCCCGAGCAGGACCAGUGGCUCGAGGUCGGCCAAAAGGGCAAGACAUCCCUCACGCGCACCGCAACCACGCGCGAGGGGCAGUCGCCCGUGUCGCGCAUGUUUGACGGAAAGCUGCGCAACGUGCUCACCAUUCCCGGCUCCAAAACGAGCAUCGUGCUCGAACCAUACCGCUCGCUUCCGCUGGAUAUCCAGCCCGACUCGGUGCGCACGAUCGAAGACGCACUGCGCCACAUUACCGUCCCGGAAGAAAUCUCGGGCGUCUGGUCGCCGGGCCGCGGCGCAUUUGUAGACGCCACCAAGCAAGUGCUGAUCGAAAUGCUGCCCCCGGUCCUCGUCCUCCACCUGAAGCGCUUCGUCUUUGACGAGGUGGGCGGCGUGCAAAAAAGCUGCAAGACGAUCACGUACGGGCACACGCUCGCCAUCGAUCCCGCGGUGCUCUCUGCGCCGCUGCGCCGCGCGGACCCCGCGCCGCAAUAUAAAUUGUUUGGCGUGGUCUACCACCACGGCCGCCUCGCGACCGGCGGGCACUACACCGCUUCGGUCCUGCGCCAGGACGGCUCAGGAUGGAUGCACAUCGACGACACCUACGCACGCCCUAUACCCGCCGAAGACGUGCUGCGUGCCGACCUUUGCAACGAAGGGACGACCAGUCCGGCCUACCUGCUUUUCUACCACAGACUGUAG
Messenger RNA from Malassezia japonica, 3483 nucleotides. RefSeq names its product ubiquitinyl hydrolase 1. The transcript is spliced from 6 exons. Lineage: Eukaryota; Fungi; Basidiomycota; Malasseziomycetes; Malasseziales; Malasseziaceae. Gene Ontology annotation, molecular function: cysteine-type deubiquitinase activity; RNA binding. Gene Ontology annotation, cellular component: cytosol; nucleus. Bases 1 to 3483 code for a protein of 1160 amino acids. The record is from RefSeq and is a predicted model, not a curated record. Gene Ontology annotation, biological process: protein deubiquitination.